Oncorhynchus keta (chum salmon) is the source of this 4757-nucleotide messenger RNA. RefSeq names its product THO complex subunit 1-like. Gene Ontology annotation, biological process: mRNA export from nucleus; regulation of DNA-templated transcription elongation. Gene Ontology annotation, cellular component: THO complex part of transcription export complex. The record is from RefSeq and is a predicted model, not a curated record. The transcript is spliced from 9 exons. The coding region runs from base 437 to 925 and encodes 162 amino acids. NCBI's taxonomy places the organism in Eukaryota, Metazoa, Chordata, Actinopteri, Salmoniformes, Salmonidae.
GCAGGCUGAACGUCACGUCAUAACAUCGCUACAUCUCCCUCUGUUUUACCUCCUUGGUAUUUCAUCGAUAUACACGCCAGACAGCAAAUUAUGUAGUAAUUGUGUAGAAAAGUGUAGUAAAUUCACUUGUCCAUGUAUAUAUCUGCUCCGCCACCACUCCUUUCCUACUGUUGGGAGAUGUUCUGGACUGUCUUCCUCUGUACCAGUGUGAUAAGGUCUUCUCCUUUGUUGAAUAGAAUGUCUCCACCUGGAAGUCUGUAAGUAGCUUAGUCUGUUUCUCUGCGUUCUUAGAGUAACGGAACGGUCAAUGUUUACUUGAUGACAGGUUUCUUAUAGAUCUUUCCUUUUAGUUGUUGAGGAAAUGCCACCAACAUAACUUUCUCCUCUCUCACUUCAGAACUCUUUUUACACUGCUGGGAAGAACUACUUGUUAAGAAUGUGUAAUGAUCUUUUGAGGAGGUUGUCCAAGUCUCAGAACACAGUCUUCUGUGGACGGAUCCAGCUGGUCCUGGCUCGUCUCUUUCCCCUGUCUGAGAAAUCAGGUCUGAACCUGCAGAGCCAGUUUAAUCUCGACAACAUCACAGUGUUCAACAAAAAUGAGCAAGAGAGCACUCUUGGCCAGAAGCCCACAGAGGAGGAGGAUGGGAUGGAAGUAGAGAAGGGGGAGAUGGGGAACCUAGUGCACCUGCUCCAUGACGAGACGCUGGCAGUGUUUAGAAGCUUCAAGCUGGACGACAUGCAGGCUUCUAAAAAGAAGCUGGACGAGCUGAGGACGGCAGGAGGAGACCACGUUUACUUUGCCAAGUUCCUCACCAGUGAGAAGUUGAUGGACCUGCAGCUCAGUGACAGUAACUUCAGACGACACAUCCUCCUGCAGUACCUUAUCCUGUUCCAGUACCUCCAAGGGACAGGUCAAGUUCAAUAGGGCUAUCUUCUGUAUAGCACCCCUACCUUGUCACAACGACUGAUUGGCUCAAACACAUUAAUUACAUUUUUAACAAGGCACACCUGUUUAAUUUAAAUGGAUUCCAGGUGACUACCUCAUUAAGCUGGUUGAGAGAAUACCAACAGUGUGCAAAGCUGUCAUCAAGGCAAAGGGUGGCUAUUUGAAGAAUCUCAAAUAUAUUUUGAUUUGUUUAACACUUCUUUGGUUACUACAUGAUUUCAUAUGUGUUAUUUCAUAGUUUUAAUGUCUUCGUUGUUAUUCUACAUUGUAGAAAAUAAUAUAAAAAAAGAACAACCCUCAAAUGGUACUGUAUAGCCUUCUGUAUUACAAGUCAAGGUUGGGUAAGGGUUAUUGAUGGGUUAUUGAUGACAUUGAAAAGUCCCCUCAUAUUUUGACAGCAUGUCCUAAUCACAGAGGAGAACUGGAAAUCGUAGAAAAAUGAGGGAUGCCCAAGCUUUGUGAAGGAAAGAUAAUUGCAAGUUCCCUCAAUCGAGGAGUGAAUUUCAAACACGGAUUCAACCACAAAGGCCAGGGAGGUUUUCAAAUGCCUCAAAUAACAGCACCCAUUGGUAAAAAAAAAAAAAUGCUCACAUUGAAUCUCCCUUUUGAGCUUGGUGAAGUUAUUAAUUAAACUUUGGCUGGUGUAUCAAUACACCCAGUCACUACAAAGAUACAGGUGUCCUUCCUAACAUAGUUGCCAGACAGGAAGGACACCACUGGGAUUUUUAAAUGUUUUAUUUAAACUUUGGGUAGUUUUUCAGGAUAAAAUAAGAAAUGGAAUGGAGCUAAACACAGGAAAAAUCCUCAAAAAAAUCUGGUUCAGUCUGCUUUCCACCAGACACUGGGAGAUUAAUUCACCUUUCAGCAGGACAAUAACAUAAAACACAAGGUCAAAUCUACACAAGUUGCUUACCAAGGAGACAGUGAAUGUUCCUGAGUAGCUGAGAAUUUUGAAAAAGAUAAUGGGCAAAUGUUGCACAAUCCAGGUGUGGAAAGCUCCUAGAGACUUACCCAAAAAGACUGUAAUUGCUGCCAAAGGUGCUUCUAUGAACUAUUGACUAAGGGGUGUGAAUACUUAUUUAAAUAAGACAUUAUGGGGUAAUGUGUGUGAGAAGAAAAAUUAUAUAUAUUUUGAAUAUAAGCUGUAACACAGCAUGUGGAAUAAGUAAAGGGGUAUGAAUGCUUUUUGAAGGUACUGUAAAAAUCAAGACCAGUAGAUGACAAACCCAAGAGACCCAUGAGGAAGAGACAAGCUCCAGAAAACUACCUAGGUAAAGGCCCUGACAGGAAGGUCUUCAUGGGGAAUGAUGAACUCACGAGACUGUGUAAUCUGAAUCAUAACAAUAUGGCAGCUUGCCAGUCAGUUAGCAGGUGAGUGGUUUUACAGCAGUGGUGCAGCUGGUCAAAGGUCAAAGUUACAUAGCCCACUUAUCUACCUAUACGUUUUUGGUGUAUAACAUUUAAAGGAGAAUUGAGCUUUUUACAACCAAAUGUAAAAAAAUAUAUAUGUAAAUGACAUAUUAUAGAAGGGUCCAGACACUUUCUUUGUGACUUGACUUGUUUUUGAGAAACUUACCGCAAUCAGCGAUUCACUUGCUCAUCCUCGUACAGUAAGGGGCUCAGAAAAGACAUGAACAAAUGCUCCAAAAACCACAGCAACCUACAGCGGGUACAGCCUCAGUGUUGACAGUAAACGCAUGCUGGAGGUUGGACCGAAUUUUCCCAACAUUGAAGUUUGUGCUCAGCAGACCAGAAAUUUGCUCGGUGCCAAAAAAAAGUGGCUAAACAUUGGUAUGGACCCUUCUCCUUCUAUAACUUGCCAUUUACAUAAAAAGAGAUUUGGUAAAAAAAAUAUAUAACUUAUUCUUUAACCCUAAAUGUUAAUUUCUUGUCCACAGGGAAUUCAUGCCUACUCUGGAGGAGUUAUUUGAAGAGGCCAUUGAACAGGCUGGCCUAGCCAACAUGGUGGAUGGACGAUGAGUACAAGUACGUGUAUACACACGUUAGGAACACCUGCUCUUUCCAUGACUGACCAGGUGAAAGCUAUGAUCCCAUACUGAUGUCACCUGCUAAAUCCAUUUCAAUCAGUGUAGAUGAAGGGGAGGAGACAUGUUAAAGAAUAAUUAUUAUUAAGCCUUAUUUGUGUAUGUGAGCCAUUCAGAGGGUAAAUGUGCAAGACAAAAGAUUUUAAGUGCCUUUGAACAGCAUCUCAAUGUAGUAGAUGCCAGGCACACCAGUUGGAGUGUGUCAAUAACUGCAACGCAGCUGGGUUUUUCAUGCUCAACAGUUUCCUGUGUGUAUGAAGAAUGGUCCACCACCCAAAGGACAUCCAGCCAACUUGACACAACUCUGGGAAGCAUUGGAGUCAACAUAGGCCAGCAUCCCUGUGGAACGCUUUUGAUACUUGUAGAGUUCAUGCCUCAAUGAAUUGAGGCUAUUUGAGGGGGUGCAACUCAAUGUUAGGAAGGUGUUCCUAAUGUUUUGUACACUGUAACUGUUGAUUGUCUGUCCUAAGACCUGUCCAAUGGUGUCAAGAAAGAUCCUGCCGUGUGAAGUGUUCUGGUUCAUUAUUAUCCACUCACCUCCACGCCCCGUCCUGUGGUGCGUAACUCAAACUGGCUGGCGAGCCAUGCGUCUUGUCUAGGAGGAGUCCCCACUUCUUCCAGCCCACCAACCAGCAGCCUGGCUGACUACCUGGAGAGCAUGGUCAUCAAACUGGCCAAGGAGCUGCCUGGAACUAUGGGUGCUUGGAUACUGAACAUUUUAAUAAAUUACAAGGCUCCCUUUGGGAGCAUCUCAAUUUCAUACUCCUCACAACCCAUAAGGUCAGAGGACACAAGGAGUAUGUAAUUGAGAUGUUCCCCAUGACCUACCCUCUCUUGAUGGAUUGGAACCCCUUUGCCCUGUCAUCACAGAAGGACCUCCCGUCUGAGGAGAUUAAGACAGAAGACAAUGGCGACACCGCUCUCAAAGAGAGCAAUGACAGUUCCCAAUGGAAGACCCUGGCUGGACAGCUGGAGAUAAAAGCAGCGGAGAUCCAGGAGAUUGAGACAGCAAGGACGCGGCCAAGCAGGACCUUGAGGGGAGCCUGGUUCCAGUGCUCAAUGCUGCUGGCUUCCCCAAGAUCGCAGACAUCCUCAACGAGACAUAGAUCAAGGCCUUCCUUUCGUUGGUAUUUAUGCUUCGACAUGUACUGUAAUUUCAUCCUCCAUAGAAUAGUUAAACACUCAACUUUGACCAGAGCUUUAUUCAUUUAGCGCUAACCACUUACGGGACAUGAAUAGAUAUAGGAUGGGCAUUUAGAUGGAUAAAGGCGAGUCAUUUAAUCAGAACAUGGUUUGGUAUAAGUUUAUUUUCACCAUUUAUGAAAAGCCAUCAGGAUAAUGACUGCAUGUAUGAGAGAGAAGCGUUAUAGUCACACUGUAUUAGGUAUUGAACCGCUCGUAUGAUGACAAAUCACAAUGACGAAAGCAAUGUGCAAGACAGUUCUGUUUCCAAAAGAGAUGCAAGGGGUGUAAGAAUUCAUUAUGGUUUGAAUAGUGGGCACUGUAGGUGAUAGGGUGGUCUCCAAUACAUUUGAAUUAAAGGUACAGGGUAAAUUGAAAGACACCUGAACCAGAUAGGAUCACUUGGCCAAAGACUGUACAGCUGAUUAGUUAUGACUACAGAGAAGUACUGACAUGAGCACCUUGUCCAAGGAUUUAAAAAAUAUACAAUGUGUAUAAAACAAUGAAACUGCAGAACUAGAAACUCAACCGCUCAAUGAUCCAGUCCAGAGAUUGCCUGGCUCAAUAAACCAUUUAAAACCUUC